GUCGCAAGUCCCUUAAGCACGUGGAGGAUGGAGCCACAACACGACCUCGCCGCCGAGCUCGAACUCGUCAGCGCAUCCCUCCUCCCCUCCGAGAUACUCCACAGCCACGUCUCGGCAGACCACACCGUGUUCACCGUCACCAGCUCCGACAGCCAGCUCUCUUUAUCCGUCACUGUGGGGCAAGGAUUUCCGAAGAAAGAGAGUGUGGCCGUGGAAAUCAAGGGUGGUCAGAUGGGAAGGGACGAAGCUGCUGGGUGGAUUGACUGGGUCCAGGGCAAGCUUGACGACUGGGAUGAGGACCAGGACUAUCCGCUCUACGAGGCGAUGACUACACACUUUCUCCCUCUUCUCGCCCCAGUAGGCACUACCCCGUCGCCUCCCCCCUCGAAGCCUCCUGCAUUGGCUCCUGAUGUCCCAGCCGUACCUCACCACGCUCUAAUGGUCUCUCACCACCUUUUGGCACCUUCCAAACGAAAAGACCUUCAUGCCUUAUCCUCCUCUUUGUCCUUGAUAGGCUUCUCAAAGACGGGCCAUCCGGGGAUCAUGUAUGCCAUAGGCGACCUCCUUGAUCUAGAGGAAUGGAUCAGAGAAGUCAAGUCCUGGCAAUGGCUGGCUUUGCGCGUGCGCCUUGCCCCUCUUCCCGUUCCAGAAGAAGCGGGGAACGUGGUGCAGAAGGGUCAAGAAACCGGUGCUCGGGGAGGAAAAGGCCGAGGGGAAUGGAGCGAGAUGGAGAAGGUAGGGGAAGCUUUGGAAUGGCUUAGGAAGAGGGGUGGAGAAGAGAGGGCAAAGGUGCUCACGGAUAUCGGCAUCGGAGCGGGUGGGGGUAAGGGUUGAGCCUCGAGCAUCCCGACAGUCCUCCCCUGGCUGUGUCAGUCAGAUCAUACUCCCUGAAGACAGCCCACGAAGCUGUCCUAGCUUGGACAUACGUCUCGCGCUGUCAUGUCUUUGCAGGGGCGACCCAAGCUCGCGGGCGGGAUGCCCAUGCAAGCCCAGACCCUCGACCGGUGAUCCCACCUCGCUCUGUUCCCAACCCAGACAGCUGUAGUCAGCUGGAAUAAUCAGCCGCUUGCGAAAGCUGUUGUGGCUUCGAUCAUGCAUUGCAGCUCUGCAACAAUCUCCCCUUGACCGUUCGGCUAUACUGAAGGGCUACAUCCAUUCUUCCCCACUGACGCGCGCAGGCAUCUCAAUAUCGAUUUGGCAGAAGAGACG
Molecule: messenger RNA, 1209 nt
Organism: Cryptococcus amylolentus CBS 6039
Lineage: Eukaryota; Fungi; Basidiomycota; Tremellomycetes; Tremellales; Cryptococcaceae
Exons: 3
Coding region: 28-834 (268 amino acids)
Source: RefSeq, a predicted model, not a curated record